Raphanus sativus (radish) is the source of this 916-nucleotide messenger RNA. RefSeq lists its product as uncharacterized. The record is from RefSeq and is a predicted model, not a curated record. The transcript has a single exon. Bases 94 to 654 code for a protein of 186 amino acids. Lineage: Eukaryota; Viridiplantae; Streptophyta; Magnoliopsida; Brassicales; Brassicaceae.
AUAUAACAAAAAACGUACCAGACACUAUAUAAACUAGUACCAUGUCUCUCAUAUGCACAAAGCCUUCCUCUCUCUCAGUCUCACAAGACAAUAAUGACAAACGGCGGAUCUGAGCGUCCUGUAUCGCUGAGAAAGCAAGACACUAAUACCUUCUCACACAAGAUACCGUCGACCAAACAACGCUUCUCCUCGCCGGCAUCAGCUUGUCCUUCUUUUAGAAUCUAUUACUACGAUGGAGCUGCCGGUUCCAUCCCUUUCGACUGGGAAUCUCAUCCUGGUACUCCCAAACAUCCCUCCUCCGAGCUGCCUCCGUCACUUCCUCUCACCCCUCCGCCGUCUCAUUUCUCCUUCUCCAGCGACCAAAUAUUCCGCCGUGGUUCGAAAAAACCCAUCAAGAAAAUCCUCGCACUAAUCCCCGCAAGGCUCUUCUGGCUAUCAUCAGGUGGUCAUAACAAUAAAGUCAAGAAAAUGUCCGCUUCGUCACAGUCUCUGUCGGAGAGGGUGCUGAUCGAUGAUAACGAGUACCAUUUGUUCAAGUUUCAGACAAAAGGGAAGGUCGUAAAAAGAUUUUCAUCCUUCGACUCUUCUAUUGAUCACUACCCCACCAUUCGCAGAUCACAAUCCACCUCUUGCUUCGGAAUCCGCAUCUGGUAAAAUUCAUCAUUCAAUGGAAAAUAAAACUUUGGACCUUUUUAUAAAUGCGUGUUUCUUUCUUAAUAUAAUAUGUUUUGUAAUCCAUCGUGUUGUAUUCAAUCAACCAUGUCGGUAAUAAUAUUAGAUAAAGCACCAAAUAGUAUCAUGCUCUUUUUUUCUCAUUUUGUUAUGUAAUAUUUUUGUUUUUUGUUUGUAGUAAGAGAAUGAACAGUUCGUAUUUGAUCAGAAGCUUAAAAAGUAGCAUUUCGUUGGGUCCGUUUAA